This is a messenger RNA of Brassica rapa (field mustard), 1903 nucleotides long. Its product is annotated as myb-like protein X. NCBI's taxonomy places the organism in Eukaryota, Viridiplantae, Streptophyta, Magnoliopsida, Brassicales, Brassicaceae. The record is from RefSeq and is a predicted model, not a curated record.
UUUGGUUUGUUGGUGAACCAAGUUUUGGAGCUUCUAAGUGAUUUUUGUAUUGAAUAUGAUGAGCUAAAAGGUCGAGAAAGUAACAAGAGUGGUUGAGAGUAGACCACUUUAACGGGGGCUUGAGGGAGGGGAGGGGAGGGGAGGGGGUAAAAGUGCCAUGUCUCGUUGCUUCCCGUUUCCACCUCCAGGAUAUGAGAAGAAGAUUAGCACCGAUGAAGCUCACUCUUUGAUUAAGCAGGAAAAACAAAAGAAGGAAAAAAAGCACAAAAGGGAUAAGGAAAAGAAAGAAGGGAAAGAGAAAAAAGACAAAGAAACAAGCAAAGACAAACAUAAGGAACGGAAGGAUAAAAAGGAGAAACAUAAAGAUAAGAAAGACAAAGAUCGUCAUAAAGAAAAGAGCUCAACUUCGGAGGACAAAAAAGCUGUUUUUGGUGUUCUACCAAACACAAAGGACAGAGAACAGCUUGUAACAAAUACCGUGCUGAAUAAUGGCAAUGGAGAGUCUAAGUAUAUACAAGAUCUGGCAAGAAGGAUCAGAGAUGAAGAAGCUACAGACAGUCAAAGUGUGGGAAAGAUUAGUCUUCCCAAUGGAGUCACAGAGAACAACCUUAGGAAAGUUGAUGAAAAGAGAAGCUACGCCAUGGAAAAAAGAUCUGAAACUGAUCAGAAAGGAGCUGAGAUUAUGGUUAAACCAUCGGAGAAAAAAGAUCAUGCUAAGAAAACAGAACUACAAGAGAAGAAUCACCGCAGAGAAAGUGUCAGUAAGAGUGAUUUGCCUCUGGAUAGCGAAGGGAUAAAGAAAAAUGAACCAAAGCACACAACACAUAGAAGUAGCCAAGAGGAGAAAAAACAGAUUGGUCAUGACAAACCAAAGUAUGUAGAGGGAGGGCCGAGGCUAAAAGAGAGAGACUUAGACUUUAGAGCGCAUGACCUUUCAAAGGCAAGCGUUAAAAAUCUCACCGCAGGUGGAGUACUUGGCAAACGGAAAGAUCAUGAGACAAAUGGUUUCUUGUAUGAGAAUGGAUCUAGGCCAAACAAGAUACAGAGGCCAGUUGCUUCUCCAAUAACAUCAGUGGAAAACGGGAGGAAGUUGGGAGGAUGCCAAACUCUUCCUAAACCUGUUACUGAGUUGCAAGGACCAGUGUGUAGUAAUCCACUGGUCAAGGAGGAGCAUAGAGUUAACGGUUUCGUUGAUUCUCAAGAACCCAAAGAUCGUCCAAAGAAAGUGAAAGAAAACGGUGAAGCGUCAGCGAAGAAGCGGUCUCAUCCGGACUUGAAGUAUUUGGAUCAGAUACUGAAUGUACCGCAGAGGGAGGAACUGCGUGAGGUUGAUGAGAAUGAGGAACAAGAGUGGCUGUUUGGUCUGUCCGGCGUGAAAUUAUUAAAGAAGCCAAAGACGGAUGCUACUACUUCAUUGGAUGAGGGCCUGCGAGUCUGGAACCAGGCUCUUAGAUUAGAAUCUGCUGAUAUUGUAGCUCUUCCAUAUGUGGUUCGCUUCUAGUUUGAUGACGCUCUGAUGUUCAUUCACUUCAGCCGAGGAGAAAGAUCCUCCAUCAUAUUCCAAUACUCGGAAUGGGAGUUGUUGAGGUAUGUCUGGUUUGGCUUCAUGAGAAGAGAAACUUCCUUGCAAGAACACGUCAAGUCUAUGUAGGUUUUAGAGUAAAGUCUUUUCUUUCGAGAGUGAUUGUUGGAAAGGAGAUUUCAGACUUUUGAUUCAGUUUUGGUUCUGUUGUUUCAUCAUAUCAGUUGAUGGGAUUAGCAUUAAGUUGUAUAUUAGAGAGGAUAUAGAAAUUGGGGGGAGAGAUGUUAUAAUUUUACCCACUAAUACAUUACAUUUUUACACUUUGUCUCCCCUCUUCUGGGAGAAUCAAAGUCAUUCUUGGAAUGCAAACAAAAUUUCAUC